AUGGAGUGCUCAUAUUCUGACUAUGAGAACAGCGAGCUUGCUUUCCCGCUGACAGAUGAAGAAGAUAGUGUGGGUUUCAUCAUUGCAUCACCUUUAUCAUCAGCGAAUAACCCCUCGGCAGAGCUGCUGGCUGGGCAGACGCCGAGUUCAGACUGUGAGAGACCAGAAGAUCCGAGAGACAAGAAGCGCAAACCAAGAGGUCGGUCGAAAGCAAAACCUCAAGCCGGCCUUCAUUUGGUGAAGAGGAGUCGCAGGACGAAAGCCAACGACCGAGAGAGGAACAGGAUGCACAACCUGAACUCGGCCCUGGAUAACCUCCGCGGGGUCCUGCCAACUUUUCCCGACGAUGCCAAGCUCACCAAGAUCGAAACGCUGCGAUUCGCUCACAACUAUAUUUGGGCUCUGUCUGAAACGCUGAGGCUGGCCGAUCAGUGUGUGGACGGCGGCCGCAAGCAAGUGAUGCUGCCCAGUUACCUGAAGACGGUCGACCCUCCUAGUCCGGGCAGUGAUGCGGGAUCCUGGGUGACAACACCAUCCCUAUCACCUGCCACCACUUGUACUUCCAGCCCAGCCAGUCCUUCCACCUCCGAGGACUAUGCGUACAAAAGACAAUCUGACAGCAUCUUCUCAUUCCGCACUAUACAGAAGGAUUUCCUCAACGAGGUGUCCUGUUUCAAUGAUUACCACUGA
This is a messenger RNA of Pristis pectinata (smalltooth sawfish), 690 nucleotides long. It is a transcript of the gene neurog1, whose product is annotated as neurogenin 1. Gene Ontology annotation, molecular function: protein dimerization activity. The record is from RefSeq and is a predicted model, not a curated record. The transcript has a single exon. Lineage: Eukaryota; Metazoa; Chordata; Chondrichthyes; Rhinopristiformes; Pristidae. Bases 1 to 690 code for a protein of 229 amino acids.